Molecule: messenger RNA, 1814 nt
Organism: Haliotis rufescens (red abalone)
Lineage: Eukaryota; Metazoa; Mollusca; Gastropoda; Lepetellida; Haliotidae
Product: intraflagellar transport protein 43 homolog B-like
Exons: 10
Coding region: 114-779 (221 amino acids)
Biological process (GO): intraciliary retrograde transport
Cellular component (GO): intraciliary transport particle A; cilium
Source: RefSeq, a predicted model, not a curated record
UUGUUUUCUGUUACCUUUCAGCGAAGUUGCUUUGUAACAGAUAAUAAAAACCGUUUAUCUCGACGCUCCCGCAUUCCAGGGAAACAGCAGAGUAUUGUUUGUUUACGAACGAGAUGGACGACGAAGAUCUAGAUUUCCAACCGACUGCGAAGUCAAGGAGUGCGAAGCAAGGCCGUCGAGCACAGCGUAGUGCUGCUGCUGUCGACGAUGAUGGACCGGAAGAAGAUGCCCCUGUAUCACAACCUCCAUCAAACAAGGAUGGUCCCCCAGGGCGUCCAUCAAAGGCUGUUUCUGGCUGGGGAGAAGAAGCACCUAGAAAAAGCCGCUCGCGGCAGUUGGGAGAGGGAUUUGAGCCAUUUGAAGACGAUCUGUUUGACCAUGUAGACCAGAGUGGUCUCUUUGGUGAGAGACUACGACCAAGGAGCCCUGAUCAAGAAUCCGAUUCAGAUCAAGACAUCCCGGUGAUCCCAGAGCUGGAGGACCAGCAGGAAGAGGACAUGAGCACUAAAGUGGCUGUAGCCCCCAAUGUCGCGGUCAACCGAGUGGCCACAUACAGAGAGCUGGACAAUGAUCUCCUGCGACAAGCAGCAUUCCUCACACUGGAUAAUGAAAUAGAUCUCAAAUUAUUAACAAAGGCUGUUUCACCAGAACAAGACUUAAUAGAGGAGGACCGCCCAUGGGACUGGGAUCGACUGUUCACUGAGGUGACGUCAGAGAUGAUCUCGGACGUGGAGAAAGAGGAAUUCAAGGAACACGAAUCUAUUAAUGAAGUUGUCUGAUUAUUAAAGUGUCUACAACACUGGCUGGAUAAUUGACUCACGACUCUAUUACAUUAAACAAAGCCACACUGAACCAUAGACCAGGGGAGUGAGAAUGGAUUAUCACGAAUUGGACUUGCACUGACCACUGAUGACUUGGAGUUGUAGACCAUGCUUAACAUGCUUCUUUUCCAAACGUUUCUGCAAGAUUAUUGAAGACCUACAUUUCAACACGUUUAAACUAUAGACCUACAUUGUUGGCCAUGUUGGGUUGAUAUGUGGGUCUUCCUUAGGACAGGAUGAAUGUACUACAAAACCUUUAGUAAAAAUUAAUUAAGCUAGACAUUGGCACAUAGCUCACAAGUGGGCUGAGUCUAGCUGGUCACCUCAUCAGUAAAGUGUGAUGGGAAUGAAGAUCCUGCAGUGGUUGAUACUGGCAGUCGUAAGAGGCGACUAACGGGAUCGGGUGGUCAGGCUCGCUGACUUGGUUGAUGCAUGUCAUCGUAUCCAAAUUGUGAGGAUCGAUGCUCAUGAUGUCAAUAACUGGAUUGUCUGGUCCAGACUUGAGUAUUUACAGACUGCUGUCAUAUAGCUGGAAUAUUGCUGAGUGCGGUGUUAAACAACAAACCAACAAACACACAAACACAGACUGCUGUCAUAUUGCUGACAUUGCAUCAAGUCCCUUUGUUCAGGAUUGGGCUGGAGUGAAGCUGCCAGUAAAGAUUUCCUUACCCAAAUGUUUGUCAUUUCUUUUUCAAAUGCAUGGCCAAUUUUCAUGACCCUCUCUCAUAUUGUUUGACUUCUUUUACAGUUUCUCCAUGUCAAUCAUGUCAAUAUUCCAGCCCGAAUUGCUAUAAAUGACGGUCCCAUAACAAACUGAACUGUCAGGAUGGUGUGGUGAUGUAAAGUUUGGUUGUUAUCAGAUCUGGUUGUGAUACACAGCAUAGUACAUUGUAUAGACAGAUACAAACACACAUUAUUCUGUUGUCACAUGCAUUCCGUCCAAUAUUGUGUCAUGGUGUGUUAUGGGUUUUGAAAUAAAUUUCAUAUCAUAUG